This is a messenger RNA of Coccinella septempunctata (seven-spotted ladybird), 8777 nucleotides long. RefSeq names its product filamin-C (gene jbug). The record is from RefSeq and is a predicted model, not a curated record. Gene Ontology annotation, molecular function: actin filament binding. The coding region runs from base 307 to 8553 and encodes 2748 amino acids. Lineage: Eukaryota; Metazoa; Arthropoda; Insecta; Coleoptera; Coccinellidae. Gene Ontology annotation, biological process: actin cytoskeleton organization. The transcript is spliced from 23 exons.
UACCAUACCUGUAAAUACGCGGUCUCGAGAUCUUACAUAACCCCACCUCAAGUCAAGUUAGUCGACCGAAAUCAACAACAACUUGCAGUUCCAACACAAGAGUUUCCGUCGAAGACUGAUCGAAACAGUACCAACGAAAUAUUCUUAUAAAUCUUUAUGAUAUUUAUGACACGUUUGGAAAAAAUUGUAUUGAUACCCAAUAGUUACCGUGUAGUGAAUCAGUGAAGAAAAACACCUGUGCGUGUUACAAGAUCUUAUGUUACGAAAUAGCGACAGCUGAAACUUUUUUGUGUGUAGUGCUCAAAAAUGGAAGGAAAAAUUUCACACAGUGGCCUAUUGGCGCGUAGUCCAGAGGGUCAUGCCGCUAGGGGGAUGCAGAUAAAGGGCAAUGAAGACGUGUGGGUGGAAAUUCAAGCGAACACUUUUAGGAAUUGGGUGAACGAACAUUUACCACAAAAUUUAAGGGUUGCAGAUUUGUCCCAUGACCUUGGUACGGGAGUGAGGUUAUGUGCCCUUGUGGAAGCGCUGCAAGGACGUCCGAUUAAACCUACAUGGAAUAAAAAACCGGCCAAUCAACAUCAUUACCUUGAAAAUGUAACAUGUGCUUUGAACGCUAUCGAACAGGAUGGUGUCAAAUUAGUAAACAUAGGAAAUGUGGAUAUUGUGAAUGGAAAUCUCAAACUUAUUCUUGGACUAAUAUGGUCACUCAUAGUCAGGUAUCAAAUAGGAAGAUCUAAAUUUCCACCCAGAAAAUUAAUGCUGAGUUGGUUGCAAGCAGUACUACCAGAGUGCAAGGUGAAUAACUUAACUACAGACUGGAACUCUGGAAUAUUACUUUCUGCUCUUGUCGACUAUUGUCGUCCCGGACUAUUUCCACAUUGGAAAUCGUUAGAUAAGAAUAAUGGUAUUGAAAACUGUCGACGAGCAAUGGGUAUUGCUCAAAAGGAUCUAGGAAUACCAGCUGUAUUAGAGCCUGAGUACUUAGCUUCUCCGUGGUUGGACGAACUGUCAGGGAUGACGUACUUAUCUUAUUUUAUGAAACCAGGAUCGCCUGGAUUCCACGCCACACUAAAAUGGAUCAAUUCUAGAUUAGAAAGGAGAAUCAAUAACUUUACAGAUGAUUGGAAUGAUGGAAAAGUUGCAAGCGAAAUGAUUCGGUCAUUAGGAGGAUCUGCAUUACCUCCAGAAAAAUUAAAGAGUGAUAUUGCUUAUUGGGAGUCGAACUGGCAGCAAGCUCUGGAAGCUGGAAAAAAGAUGGGUGUUCAUCCAAUAUUAUCAGCCAAGGACCUAGCCGAUAAACAUGUAGAGCAUUUGGGUGUAAUGGCGUAUGCAGCAAAUUUCCAAUGGGUUCCCGAAAGGCCCUCUCUGCAUGAUCUCAUCAAUGUUGCAUUGAAUUCCACAUCUGGCAGAGUUGGUGAACCGAUACAUUUUCAAGUAGCUCUGCUGGAUUCGCAGCUCUCGUACUCUUCUGUUUCUGUUGAAAUACGGGGUCCCGACAACAAGGUCUAUAAGCUGAGAAACCUCAAUAAGGGUCACGGGACAUUUGUACCCAGCAAAAUAGGAGUAUAUGAGAUAAUUGUGAAUUACAAUGGAGAUGAAGUUUUGGGAGGUAAUCAUUUCCGCGUUUUGCCAGCUCUGGUUGAGGUAGCACCACCUGGUAUGUCUCCAUGCGCUCUGGGAUCACUGGUCCAAGUUUUGGUGAAUACAACAGGACAUCCUAAGAGGGAGGAUAUUUCAGUAACAGCGUACAGUCCAUCAGGUAGACCUCUUAACUGCCCGUUGACAACUAUUGACGAAACGAAUAGUGCUACAUUCAAACCAGACGAACCAGGAGAAUGGAGAAUCGAAAUAACUUACCAGGGAAAACAAAUCCAAGGUGGUCCAUUCACUUGUUCAGUUUUCGAUCCAAAUGGCAUUCAAAUCCACAAUCUGGAAGGCGCCUUACCACUGGUGCCACAUAGUAUUGAGCUGGACUGCAGGAGGGUGGGUGUACCAGGCGAAGUAUUCGCCGACAUUGUUCAUGAUAAAAAAUCAGUGCACUGUAGGUUGGAAAAAGUUGACGAUGAAGGAUUUCAUUACAGAAUCCAUUUCACACCGAUGGACGCUGGAAAACAUAGGGUUUAUGUAUACUUCAACGGAUACGACGUGAAAGAUUCUCCAUUCAUGAUGAGAGUCGGCACCCAAAAGCGCCAAAAAACCAAUAUCAGUCCAAAUACCACAUACAGACAGAGUCCAACGGCGACAAGAUUAUCGAGUUCAAGUCCGAUUAACGUUCAACAUUUGACAGCCUUGAAUACUUCUAGAAAUGCCAACUACACACAUUAUCGAGAAAAUUCUACUCCCAUCCUGAGUGAUACAUAUAAGUAUGCGCAGGAGUAUCAUAAGAAAAAUGUGAUGGAAGGACAAAUGACUACACAUUCACCUAGAGCUCAAAGUCCUUCUUUUAUUCAUAGAUCGCAGAGUCCGAGCUACAGUCAACAAAGAAAUCCCAUCAGUGUUGGUAGAGACAGCCCUGAUUAUAUCACCAGUAAAAGAUUGAACGAAAGACGUUUUGAUACAGCCAGUCCAAGCUUCGCCAAGAAGUCUACAGAAUUCGACAACUACACCUCAAAUAAAAUGUCCAAAAUGUACAUCAGUGAGUCGAGAAGUCCGAAACCUGAACGAACUAGUCCUGUACCAGACAUAUCCUACAGCAACAGCAGAUAUGACAAAAACUCCUUAGAAAUGCGAACUUAUAAUAGCACUUACGACUAUAGAAACGAUGUUGGUGUGGAUACGUCCCCUAUUAUCAAAGUGUCCUCAAUGGAUGACCAUGAGGGAACUUCGAGAAGAGACCUCUGGGAUGUAAUGAAUAAAACAAGGAAUGUGUUGUCUGAACGUAGCUUGGAAUCAUUGGCUAACUUGACCGAGGCACAGCUCAACACCGAAUUGAAUAGGAGAAGGACGGAAGAAAGCUCCCGUUACCUCACAGAAAAGAAUUAUUCGACUCAAAACUUUCAUCAGAAUUACAAUGGUGAACAAUACGAAAGACGCUCUCCUGUGUAUAGGACUUCUUCUAAGGGAAUGGGAGCUGCAGCUGUAAAAGUGCAACCAGUGCCAGAUGGUGUGUUGGGACAACCUGUUGAAUUCGAAAUCGAUGGUAGUGGAGCAGGAUCAGGGGAUCUGGAAAUACUUGUAGAGGGGGGACGAGUAACCUCCAGCGUUAGAAGCUUAGGAGGACAACGUUUCAAAGCAGCAUUCACUCCUCACCAAGCACUUCCUCAUCGAGUGGACAUAAGGUUCAAUGGUGAAACGGUACCUGGGAGUCCCUGGCACGUGAAUAUCAUGUCCACAUCCAACAUAUCUAUCAUUGGAGAGUCCGUCAGAUUGGUUCCUGCCAACAUCUCUGCUGUUUUCGAAAUAAUAACAAGUACAAAUGUAGCCCCUGACGAUCUUGUUGUUCAUGUAAUUUCGCCGAGCAAAAGAGCUCUGCAAGCCCGAGUGUUACCGGGUAACAGAACUGGGGUACAGAGUGUUGAAUUUGUGCCUACUGAGGUCGGUACUCACAUUAUUGAGGUGACCGUGAAUGGAGAAAAACUACCGUCAGGCCCACUUGUGGCCAAAGUUUAUGAUGCUGGUCUGAUCCAAGUUGCUGAUGUCAGCGGAGGUGUUGUGGGACAACCAGUUCAAUUUAGAGUUGACGCUAGUCAGGCAGGAGAAGGACAACUCGAAAUAUCAAUAAACGAAGGUGAAGUGCCAAAUCAUGUUCAAGUAGUAGGAGGAGGCAGAUGCUUGGUCUCCUUUACACCAGAUCAAGUCAAGCCACAUCUUAUAGAUAUCAAAUUUAAUGGAGAGACGGUUAGAGGGUGCCCGUUCGUAUGUACUGUAACUGAUACAAGUAGGGUCACCCUGAAUUUAAAUCAUCUCGAACUGAUACCUGUUAACCAACCGAGCACCUUCCAUAUGGGGGUGGCAGGCGGAGGUGCAGCUGAACUUGCUGUUGCAGUUAGAAGUCCUCACGGCGAACUACCAGUUAAAGUAACUGGAGACAUACAUUCGGGAUUCACAGCUGAAUUCACUCCAGUCCAAGUUGGUGCCCAUCAGAUAAGCGUUGAGUAUAAUGGCAGACCAGUUCAAGGCACACCCUUCUUAGCGAAAGCUUUCGAUUCAAACAGAGUUACUGUCGGAACUGUGGCUAGGGGAAUUGUUGGUAGACCUGUCACUUUUUCUGUAGAUGCUAGCGAAGCUGGGGAAGGAAAUCUCGAGAUAACUAUAUCAGCUAGAGGGCUCAACAUACCCACCCAAGUUCAUCCACAAGGAAACGCAAGGUUUGCAGUCAGCUUCGUUCCUGGUGAAGCUUGUGACCAUGUAGUGAACGUAGCUUUCAACAAGCGACCUGUAGUUGGUUGUCCUCUUAUUGUUGGUGUCGGCGGUGGAGGCUCUGGUCCUACAGUAACACUUCCGGGACCUGGCCCUGUUCACAAACCCAGUACCCUAUUGAUUAAUCAUUCAGGAAAAUUGGAGGAUAUUGAAGUUAAUGUUGAGGGUCCAGGAGGUCAAGCGAUACCUACCCACGUUCAGUCGAUAGGUAAUGGUCAGUUCAGGGCUGAAUUUACUCCAAGGGUCGUUGGAGAACACCGAAUAAACGUAUCUGUUAACGAUAUUCCAACUGUUGGAAGCCCAUACGCAGCGAAAGUUUAUGAUGUUCAAGCCAUCAGAGUGAAAGAACCCGGAAGUGGAAUUGUUGGAAAACCUAUUACCUUCCUAGUUGAAACCAGCCAAGCGGGUCCUGGAAACCUUGAAGUAACUGUGAAUGGUGGCAGGGUUCCUACCUCCGCUCAAGCACAAGGUCCACAUACCUAUGCGAUAUCCUUUACUCCAAGAGAAGCUACAACUCAUUCUGUAGACCUUCGUUUUAAUGGUCAGGAUGUACCGGGUAGUCCAUUCGAAUGCCUUGUUGCUCCUGCUGCAAGAGUUUUAGCUCCAGAAACUUUAGAUAAAAUUUCUGUGGGGAAAACAUGCAUCUUUGGAGUUGAAAGUUCAAAUCCUCCAACGGUUGAAAUAUUAGGACCUGCCCGAAGGCAGAUACCUGCUCAGGUAUUACCUCAAGCAGGCCACCCAGGAAAGUUUGAAAUAUCUUUUUCGCCUAUUGAUGUUGGUGACCACAGUGUGGAGGUCAAAUUACCAGGUGGUCAUGUUGAAGGAAGUCCUUUCCUAGUAAAAGCUUAUGAUGCCAAUAGAGUCACAGUAACAGACAUUAACGAUGGGGUAGUUGGAAAACCUGUAGCUUUUAGUAUAAAUGCUUCGCAAGCAGGAGCUGGUAAUUUGGAAAUUAUCGUAGCAGUUGCUGGAAGGAAUGUGCCCAAUUUUGUUCAAAGUGAAGGAAAUGCCAGAUUCAAAGUCAAUUUCAAACCAACAGAAGCUGCAACACAUACCCUUAGCGUGAGAUUCAAUGGCCAUCCUGUUCCUGGUUCACCUUUCAACUGCAAAGUCUUACCUGGUAAUACUCAACCAAGAAUUCCAGUUUCCGGGUCUGGCAUUGAGAUGGCAGCAGUUGGUCAUACAGCAGAAAUAAGAAUAGAAGGAAUAACAGGUGUUGAGCCUCAAGUCAUCACCACAGCGCCAACUGGUAAAAUCAUACCGGUUAAAUUGACUUCAAUGGGGGACUCAUAUAUAGCCAAAUUCAUCCCUGAAGUUGUGGGACGUCACUCUGUUGCUAUCCUCAUCAAUGAUCAACAUGUCAUCGGUUCACCAUUCAGUUGCAAUGUAUACGAUGUUAACAAAGUUAUAGUAUCCGGGCUACCGGGAAGAAAAGCCUCAAUUAUAGCGAAAGUAUUACCAGAUCUCAACGCAAGAGAUAUUGGGACUGCUGAGGUUGGAAAACCUGUAACGUUUAGUGUUGAUGCUGCGCAAGCUGGAGAAGGAACCCUCGAGCUUGUGGUCUCAACACAAAAUACUACAAUAAAAGCAGAAGUUGUUGCUUGUGCGAGAGGCCUCUAUGAUGUUACUUUUGUCCCACAAACUGCUGAGGACCAUUUUGUUAAUAUAACCUUCAACGAAAUGUCUGUUAUUGGAAGUCCUUUCCACUGUACUGUAGUAGAAGUUACACAAUCGAUACAAAACGGGUCAAUAGCUUUCAUCGAUUUGCCAUCCGAAAACCACAAAUUAGAAAUAUCUGACCCGAAUAAUCACCACGUCAAGUACACGGUGAACAAUUCAAAGGCAGAAUUCACUGUAACACAAGUUGGAACAUACAGAGUUCAGAUCUACCGAGGACACGAAAUUGUAGCAACGCGUUCAAUAAAUGUGUUCGACACCUCGAAAAUUGAAGUUAUUGGUCUACCAGAAGCUGUAUGUCAUCGACCAGCAGUUAUCGCAUUGAACAUGAGCAAAGCAGGAGUAGGAAAACUGACAGCUAAUGUAAAAGUCGCUAAUCGAGACGUUGCUCACAGUGUUAGGCAAUCCGAAAAUAAUUCUAAUAUUUGGGAAAUUGUAUUUCAUCCAAUGUGUUCAGCUCCGCAUAGAGUUGCUCUCUUCUUCAAUGAUAUACCCAAAUUCAACGUAAUAGAGAUUCCUGUCAAAGGACCUGGUACAGAGCCAUGGGCUGGCGGUAUUGGCUUAUAUCAAGCUAGAGUGGGCAAAGUAACUCAGUUCAAUAUCGACACACUUGGUCGUAUGGCCAGAGAAUUCGAUGUGGUUAUUAGCGGACCGAACGGCUCUGCUGUACCUGUGAGAUGUUACCAAACAAAAACGGGAAAACUACAAGCUGAAUUCACAGCCCGUGAAAGUGGACCGAACAAAAUCGAAGUUUUACAUCAAGCCAAAUCACUCAAUGGAAGUCCAUUCACUUGCCAAGCUUUUGAUUUAGAAGCAGUUAAAAUAACCGAUAUACCUCAUACGCAAGGGAACGUAGGGGAAGCCGUGCAAUUCAACAUAUCAACAAAGAAGGCCGGGGAUGCAGAAUUAGAUGUUCAGGUCACAAACCCAACUGGGUUAUUUUUACCUGUAACAAAAAUGGAACUUGAGGAUGAUAUAACCCAAAUCUCUUUCCUUCCGUCAAUACCUGGACUCUAUCAGGUCACCGUUUCUUAUGGCGGUUUUCCGGUGAGAGGUUCUCCACUAGCAUUAGGCGUGGGACCCGUGGGGCCAACACCACCACCUAGAGCGGUCGGGAGAGGCCUGGAGAAAGGCUUAGUUGGUGAAAGGACUUCUUUCACCAUAACGUCUCCCGUUCAGCCAAGAAUACAAGUUGAAGCCGUUGAGGGUAUCAUCGAAGCGCAUAUUCAAAGUCCGAAACCAGGAGAAUACAUAGUGUCUUAUACUCCGAAGUGGGUUGGCAUAUAUGAUAUCAUAGUUGGUAUUGGAGCUAAUGAUCUCGCCGGAUCACCCUUCAGACCCAAGAUAAUAAAUCCCUCAGCAGUGAGGGUGAUUGGGGGGUGGGAUCAAUAUUUAGAUGAAAACGGGAGAAUAAGACUACCAACUAAAAUUGCCUUCGAUAUAACAAACGCAGGUCCCGGUAACCUCGAAUUGAAAAUAGACGGUCGAAAAAUGACAGGAGAAAAAUCCGGAACAAGAUAUAGAUUUGAUAUAUCAGGAGAAGGUUUCAACACUGGAGAACAUGAUUUGGACGUACAAUUCGAAGAUAUACCACUCCCGGACGCGCCGAAAGGUGUCAUUUGUUUGGGUGAUCAAGUGGUUCUGACGGGAAGAGGAUUAGCUCAAGCUCAGUGUGGUGAACCAGCAGUGUUUACCAUUGAUGGAUCCAAAUCUAGUAGUGGUAAUCCAGAAGUAACGCUUCAUGCGGCCGAUACCAACAUACCGGUACCUGUCAUGAUUUCAUUAGCUGGAGAAAAGAUAUGGAGAGCAACUUACACGUUGAAUGCAACAGGCAAUUACCUGCUAUCUGUAUUGUGGGCAGGCAGGCCGGUGAAGGGAUGUCCAUUGAUAGUAGAAGCGAAAGGCGGAGCAGAUGCCUCCAAGGUAUUAUGCUCAGGUGAAGGAUUGAGGCAAGGCGUUGUUGGGAGGGAAAUAAGAUCAUGGAUAGAUACCCGAAGAGCUGGUCCAGGUGAACUUACUGCCCACUGUUCGGGACCCAGAAAAGUUGCUUAUUGUGAACUUUACGAUCAUGGGGACGCCACGUUUACAUUGAACGUUAAACCGCAAGAGCCAGGACGACACGAAUUGACUAUAAAAUACGCCGGACAACAUGUUCCUGGUUCGCCUUUUACUCUGAGGGUUUCCGGUGCUCCUGAUGCUAGCAAGGUAAGAGUUUAUGGCCCUGGAAUAGAGCAUGGUGUUCUAGCUACUUUCCAAUCAAGAUUUAUCUGUGAUACGAGAGGAGCAGGUGCAGGACAACUCACGGUUAGGGUAAGAGGACCGAAAGGAGCAUUCAGAGUAGAAAUGCAACGAGAAAGCCAAAAGGACAGAACCAUACUUUGUAAGUUCGAUCCUACAGAACCAGGAGAUUACAGGGUGGAGGUCAAAUGGGCUGGCGAGCUGGUUCCUGGGUCUCCUUUUCACGUUAUGAUAUUCGACACACAGGAAGAACUGCGGAGGUAUAUAAAUUCUUUAUAGUAAUGAAAUGCAGAUAUUUUAUUAUUUUAACUUAUUUAUUUUUGUCCAUGUAAGUACUUACUUGAAUAUUUUAUCCUGUUUGUAUAUAGAUAUACUGAAUUUGUUAACUUGAGUUUGAUAAAUAUGUUGAUGACUAUGUUCAUAAACUCAUUAUUGGUUCAAUCUUAUAUACCUAACUGUAAAAAUUAUUUUUUGAAUAAUAAAACAAUUUAUUUCUAUGUUUA